AUGGCGUCGUUCACCAGGCUUGCGUCGUCGCCUGAAGAGGCGGACACCGACCGGCACCGAUCUCCGCGCUAUGCCGGCGAAGAUACCACCCCCACCCAGCGUCGCGAGAUUCUGGGCUGGUAUGCUUAUGGGAUUGCUGCAGAAGUGUUUGCUGUCUGCGGUGUCGGCUCGUUCCUACCCCUCACCUUGGAGCAAUUGGCUCGUGAACAGGGCUUCUUUCCUUCAAGCCAUCGGCCCUGUGUCGGCCCUGACGCGCCCCCAGCCGGUAAUGGAACGGCCACGGUGAACGAGGCCUGCGUGGUGCCGUUGAUGGGCCUGACCAUCAACACGGCGAGUUUUGCCAUGUAUACCUUUUCGCUCGCGGUGCUCGUCCAGGCCUUGACCCUAGUGUCCUUCAGUGCGUUGGCGGAUUAUGAAAGUAACCGAAAGACCCUGCUGCUCGCAUUCGGAUUCGUCGGCUCCGCAACGUCCAUGCUCUUCAUGCUGAUUGCGCCUCCGGUCUUUGUUCUCGGCGCCCUCCUCGUGGUUAUCGGGGUCACUUGUCUCGGUUCAUCAUUUGUAGUUCUGAACUCAUUCCUACCGAUCCUUGUCGCAAAUGACUCGUCGGUCCAGCCUAUCCCGAGCAAGAACGGAGACGAACUUCACAGCUUGCAUAGCGAAGGGGAUGACUUCUCUCUGCGAUCAUGGACAGACGAGGAGGAUAACAGUCGCCCUACACAGCCAGAAUCUAAGAAAGACACUGGCUCUACGUCUUCGGAGCUUCAGCUCUCCACUCACAUAUCAUCCCGGGGUGUCGGACUAGGUUACUGCGCCGCGGUCUUUGUUCAGAUACUCAGUAUUUUGCUUCUUUUCACGCUGUCGAAAACAUCUAUAUCCAAAUCCACCCCGACGCUUCCGCUUCGAUUGGUCUUGCUGCUAGUGGGCGUCUGGUGGUGUGCCUUUACCAUUGUCAGCAGUCGGUGGCUACGUACACGCCCCGGGCUACCGUUGGAAGGAGUUGCCCCGGGAUCUGGGUAUCGUCAAAAAUGGCGCGUCUGGCUACGCCUAGUAGGGUUUGCCUGGAAGUCCCUCUGGAGGACCAUCAAGGUCGCUGUGAAGCUGCGUCAGGUUGUAAUAUUCCUGGCUGCCUGGUUUCUGCUCUCAGACGCCAUUGCGACCGUGUCCGGAACGGCAAUCCUCUUUGCGCGGACGGAGCUGCAUUUGAGCACCACCUCUGUAGGUCUGCUAUCCGUCACGGCCACCACAUCGGGAAUCGCUGGCGCAUUCUUGUGGCCAGUGGUAUCGCGCCGGUUCGGACUGGCUUCGAAUCACACGAUUUUAGUCUGCUUAGCACUAUUUGAGAUCAUUCCGCUGUAUGGGAUGCUGGCCUAUAUACCUUUUAUUCGAAAGUGGGGUGUCCUCGGACUUCAGCAGCCCUGGGAGAUCUUCCCACUGGGUGUCAUCCAUGGAGUCGUGUCCGGUGGACUCUCGUCGUACUGCCGCUCGCUCUUUGGAGAGUUGAUCCCACCAGGCAGCGAGGCCGCCUUUUACGCGCUCUAUGCGGCGACGGACAAGGGAAGCUCGUUCGUUGGCCCGGCGAUCGUGGGCGCUCUCAUCGACGCCACGGGCUCGGUCCGAUCGGGGUUCAUCUUCAUUGGGAUCCUGAUCCUGCUCCCAAUGCCGCUUGUUUGGAUGGUGAACGCGGAGCGAGGACGGCAAGACGCGAUCUCAAUGGCCAAACACGCGCCGAGCGAAGAGGGAGAUGCAUUCCUCCGCUAA
This is a messenger RNA of Aspergillus calidoustus, 1758 nucleotides long. Lineage: Eukaryota; Fungi; Ascomycota; Eurotiomycetes; Eurotiales; Aspergillaceae. The record is from the annotation of a GenBank genome assembly.